Messenger RNA from Fusarium vanettenii 77-13-4, 987 nucleotides. RefSeq lists its product as uncharacterized. The transcript has a single exon. Bases 1 to 987 code for a protein of 328 amino acids. Lineage: Eukaryota; Fungi; Ascomycota; Sordariomycetes; Hypocreales; Nectriaceae. The record is from RefSeq and is a predicted model, not a curated record.
AUGCCAGGCCACGGUCGAUACACCACCGAAAAGGUGACUUAUCCAUCCCACGGCGAGACCGUCGCUGGAAUCCUUUAUCGUCCUACCAAUGUCUCCAACCCGCCUGGAGUGGUCGUCAUCGGACCCUAUUCCUUCAUUAAGGAGCAGGCGCCUUUGCAGUAUGCGACUCGGCUUGCCGACGAGGGCUAUGCAGCCUUGAUUUUCGAUCCGCGUACUGUUGGGGAAAGUUCUGGCCAGCCACGGCGACUAGAGAAUCCCAAAAUGAAGAACGAGGACGCCGUUGCCGGACUUGACUAUCUUGUGAGCCGAGACGACGUGGAUAAGUCAAGACUCUUCCUGGUAGGCAUCUGUCAAGGAGGCCCAGAAUCUCUCGAUAUUGCCUCGUACGAUGACCGCGUUGUUGGAGUGGCGUCGGUCUCUGGGUACUUCCGCGACCACGAGACCGAUAUCUACAUGAUUUGCGCCGGGUGCGUUGCCUGGGAACCGGGGGCGGAUAUUGGUGCCAUGAAGAUGCCAACCCCGGAGCAAGGGGAAGCACUUUACAACUCACGGAUCGAACGAGCCAAGAAAGCUCGUGAGUUGUAUGAGAAGACCGGAGAGGUGGUGUACCAGCCAUUGGUUGACCCAAAGGCUGCUGAUCCCUCGACUGGGUCACUUGCUGGCCUCCCGGGACCGGUUGUCUGGUCAUGGUACGGUCCUUGGACACUCAAGAACUUUGAGAAUCGAUAUGCCGUCAUGAGCGACCUGGAUCACUUUGGCUACACGACUGUUCCUGGGGUUGCCAAGCUUAAGAAGCCAGCCCUGAUCAUACACGGAGACAACUGCAUGAACGCUCCCGCAGCGAGACGCCAUUUCGAAUCUAUCCCGACAACGAACAAGAAGCUUAUCUGGAACAAUGACGUGUCGCACUUUCAACACUACGACCAGCCGGAUUGCGUCGACCGUAAUGUCGGGGAAAUCGCAGCCUGGUUCGCUAACUGUAAAUGA